Messenger RNA from Ipomoea triloba (trilobed morning glory), 1053 nucleotides. RefSeq lists its product as uncharacterized. Gene Ontology annotation, molecular function: zinc ion binding; nucleic acid binding. The record is from RefSeq and is a predicted model, not a curated record. The transcript has a single exon. Bases 1 to 1053 code for a protein of 350 amino acids. Lineage: Eukaryota; Viridiplantae; Streptophyta; Magnoliopsida; Solanales; Convolvulaceae.
AUGGCCCCGACCGGACAACGAGCCAAGAAUCGAGGAACUUCGACGGAUGAGCUAUUAGCUCAAAAUUUGCAGCAACUAACUCAACUAACGCAAGCCUUGGCAAAUACUCUCCUCAACAAUAACCGCAAUGGGCCGGACAUAGCUAAAAUAGUAGCGGAGCGUCAUCCACCCUACUUUGACGGUCAAGAGGAUCCACUCGUACUUGAAGAUUGGAUCCGAGCAUUUGACAAGAUGUUUGAAGCUAUAAACUGCCCUGAAGAGCGACGCGUAGAGAUCGCGGCCUUCUAUCUUCGACAAGAAGCCGAUAACUGGUGGGGAAUGAUGGGACCAAGUUACCGACAGGAGAACGGGUUUGGAUGGGAAACUUUCAAGGAUAGAGUACGUUGUCGUUUCUAUCCGGAGCACGUGAGAGCCGCCAAGUAUGAAGAAUUUCUACAUCUGCGACAAGGGAAUACUACUGUGCAGGAAUAUUACGCCCGAUUCCUUGAACUUGCCCGGUUUGCCCCUGCCUUGGUACCCGAUGAACCUAGCAAGGCUAGGAAAUUCGUUAGUGGUUUAACCUUCGAAACACAGAAAGCUGUUUGCGUUUUCGAAUGUCAAACUCUUGGCGAAGCGUACAGUCGAGCAGCAAAUCAUUUUCGGGUAAAUCAGCUUCAGAAGAACGUCCUCGAGAGGAAUAAGAGGAAGGCUGCAGAAAGCGAUAGAUUUGUUAAUAAGAAACCUAGGAUAGAAAGCGUCAAGCGAGUUAGGGAUUACCCUAGAAGUUAUAGUAGUGACCUUAGGAGGAACUAUCAUCCGCAGAAUCAAAUGACCACUGGAGGAAGCUGGACCAGAGAAAGACACUACUAUUGUCAAAAGUGUGGGAAGGAUCACCCUGGUGUAGAUUGUCAGGGGAACAUUGUGGCGUGUCUCAACUGUGGGAAAAGAGGUCAUCGAGCAUUCGAAUGCCGUGCUGGCAAGAAUGUGACUUCAUCCAGCUUACGUCCGCAUGGAAGCAUAGGCCAACCGUCUGUCAAUCAAUCAAAACUCAAGAGUAAAUGGCGUGAGAGAUAG